AUGGGGAACGUGCUUUCACCUGCUUCUGAUGGGAGCCAAGACCUGAGACAUGCUGGCAAGGACCUAGUGGGUGGACAGGCCACAACAGUGCGUGAGGCUCAGUCACACCAGUCUUCUUCACUUACCUGCAGGGACUCUGGGGACUCCCAUCAUCUGACCCUGUUCCUCCAGGUGCAGAUGGACACUGAUGUGAAGACCCCUGUGCAGGAGGAAGUGAGGUGUCAGGGCAUCUGGGCCUGGUGUGGGCUAGGACUCAGCGCUACUGAGUUGCAGGAGAAACAGGACCCAGGGACAGUUCCAGCAAGCCCCCCAGUAUCUGGUGAAGGAAGGUUUGGAGCAGAUUUGGGCCAAAUAAGUGAAAAUCACCAUGGACCUCCUAAGACUGAGCUGUUCUCAGACAUCCUGCUAAGGACGUCAGAUGAAUCAUUGGAUAUGCGAGUCUGGAACUCUCAGGAGAAAUCGGGACUGGAGACAGGAAUUGGGGUCCAUGGCAAAUAUCUGGAAUCCCCCUUGGCUCUCCCUGGCUCCCCCUGGAGCCGCCUCUGCUGCCCUGGGAUGGCCUGUUUGCACAGGAUCCUGGACAGAGAAAGGGACUCACAGGGAGCCGCCUCCGCUGCUCUGGGAUGGCCUGUGUGCACAGGGUCCUGGACAGAGAACGUGAGCCCAUCCCUGGACCCUGACACUGCAAGCCCCAAGCUCGCUCUCUCUGAGGACAGGAAGACUGUGAGGCGGCUGUUCUUUGAACAAGAGCUGCCCAACGCCCCCAGCAGAUUCGACCGGGACCCCUGUGUGCUGGGCCUGGAGCAGUUCUCAGCUGGGAGGUAUUACUGGGAGGUCCAGGUGGGGCACAGGAAGGCCUGGAACCUGGGCGUGUGCCUGGAGAGCUUGGAUCGGAAGGGAAGGAUCCCCAAGUCCCCUCAGCACGGACUCUGGGCCCUGGAGCUGUACAAGAAGGGGUUCUGGGCACUUGCCUUCCCAAGAGUUCGCCUGCACCCUUCGGAGCCCCUGCAUCGUGUGGGCGUUUUCCUGGACUGUGAUGCAGGCAGAAUCUCCUUCUACAGCGUGAGCAAUGGAUCCCUCAUCUACGCGUUCUCUGGACUGUCCUUCUCGGCACCCCUGAGGCCAUUCUUCUGCCUCUGGACACAUGACCCCAGCCCCCUGACCAUCUGCUCAGAACGGCAGCCCCCAGAGGCCUUGGGGCCUCCUCAGGGUGAAGGACAGGACAGGUGGGAACCCUCCUCCAGCAAGACCCAUGAUCUCUCUGCUCCAGCCUGUCACCAAUUUGGGGGAGAUGUAUCCAUUCUAAGUCCCAGCUAGAUCACAUACAAGGGUGCACCUUUCUGGAUGAUCCUGUGUUAUCUCCACUUUCCUUCCCUGUAAAAUACUGACAAAAUAUUAUGGGCUGAAUCAUGUCCCCUCCAGUUCACAUGUUGAAGCUCCAACCCCCAGGGCCUCAGAAUGGGGCUAUAUUUGGAGAUGGGGUCUUUACAGAGGUGGUUCAGGUAAAAGGAAGUCACUAGCGUAGGCCCUGAUCCCAUCUGAUCCCAUGUGACUGGGGUCCUUAAUAGAAGAGGGGAUCAGGGCAUAGACACACAUAGGGGACAACUGUGUAAGGACACGGGGAAGAGA
Molecule: messenger RNA, 1629 nt
Organism: Herpailurus yagouaroundi (jaguarundi)
Lineage: Eukaryota; Metazoa; Chordata; Mammalia; Carnivora; Felidae
Product: tripartite motif-containing protein 6-like
Exons: 5
Coding region: 1-1317 (438 amino acids)
Molecular function (GO): protein binding
Source: RefSeq, a predicted model, not a curated record